AUGGAGUGUCGGAAGGAUUAUACCACGACUUCCGCCUACUACCAGAAACCUCGAGCUGCCUCUACCGAAAGCCGAGCAUCCUCCCCAGUGGGUUCCCAGGACACAAUAACUGUUUCCGGCGACGAUGAUCCUCGAUCGCGACCCCUCGUUGCGAGGGCUGAUCAUGAUAAAUUCAAUACCAAGACGCCAUCUCCCUCCAAAUAUGGAGGCUGGGCUUCACUUGAUGAUACAUGGCUUCUCGAAUGUGUCGCCAUGGCGUUCAGCUUCGCGUCCUUCAUUGCAGUCAUCGUUAUUCUGAGAGCCUACGACCACAAGCCGUCCCCUAAUCUAUCUUACGGGCUGACACUCAACUCAAUCAUCUCUUUGCUAGCCACAGCAUCCCGAUCGUCAUUACUUUUCGUGGUAGCUGGGGCGGUAGGUCAAUUGAAAUGGAUCUGGUUUCAGCAUCGAGAACAAUCCGUCUUAGAUAUGCAGUCCUUCGACGACGCAAGCCGAGGGCCGCUCGGCGCUUUGUAUCUUCUCUUCCAGCAUCGCGGGCUCUCGGUUGCCUCCCUGGGGGCGAUUGUUACCGUACUUUCGAUGGCUUUAGAUCCAUUUGUACAGCAGAUUUUGAGCUACCCUGUUCAACAAACUCCAGGUAGCACGACACAAGCGACGAUGCCCCAGGCGCUAACUUUUGCGUCAAAUGCGAACUACACUUUCUUGGAACAAAGCUACAACGCUGCUCUUUGGAACACGGAUUUUGCAGUGAAUCCUACUUGCCCGUCUGGAAACUGUACUUGGCCCGAAUUCCAAUCCCUGGGCUUUUGCAGUAAAUGCCAGGAUGUGACCGAUUUAGCCACUAUCUAUAAAUGUGAUCAAUGGACAGAGCCUGAUGUUGACGAUCAGCAAAAACUCACCGACGAACAAAAAUUCUAUGGUUGCUCUGUAAAUUCCGGUAACGGAGAAAAUGGCACCGCUGUGGUUCAAUAUAAUACUAAAACGAACGGCAUAGGCAUACCCGCAGAACUCAUAUGGAUGGUUGGUCUCACCAAACGAGUAGAUUCUUCCUUGGGUGUUCCCUACCCGGUUUUUGUCUUCGCGCAUGCCCAAUUUGAAGCGGAAUCUGCCAAUGCAAGCUUCACAAACAUCACGGAGUUUGUCCGCGGGAUUCGCCUUAAAAGCGUGCAAGAAUGCGUUCUUUCCUUGUGCCUGAAGACAUAUAAUGUUUCUGUCUCUUCUGGCACGCCACAAGUUAAUGUCACAUCGAUUGACUAUGGGGAGCGGUUCACCAAUAACCUUCCCGUCGACAACCUUGAAAUCGAAUACGGUUUUCAGGAUAUCGAUUGCUGGAGGCCGACCGAUCGGCCCGGCCCGUUCAACUUUGUCAAGCUUCCCACGGGGAACUGGGCCGAUACUGAGCAAUUUGUGUUUUGUCUCCGGAGGAUCAGUCCAAAUGUUACUGAAACCGGAUAUAUUGCUCUCGAUAAUCUAUACGCGAAUAGUCCAUUUUUGGGAUACAAGACUGAACAAUACAUGUUCAAUUUUAGUACCGCGUUGUGGGCCAUGUCAGCUGAUAAAAGCUGGUCCACCAGCGCUAAAUUCGCGGCUGCGUUCACCAGAGUCAUCGACUACGGCCUUGGUUCGUUGCUGUCGGACAUGGCUGCCGCUCUCACCAAGUACACUCUGCAAACCAGCAACGCCAGCGCUAGCGGCACAGCUAUGACCUCCCAGGCCUUCGUCAAGGUAUCUUGGCAGUGGCUGACUUUCCCGUCUGUGCUUCUUGUCGCUGGCUUUGCCUUCUGGAUCACGACGGUGAUGAAGAACCGACAACACCGACUCGGCUUGUGGAAGUCAUCUAUUUUACCCAUGCUCUAUUGUGGUGCUGAGAAAAUUGACCCAAGGCUGGAGCGUUUUGGGUCUACAGCUGACUACACCAAAAUCAGCCAGAUGAGCCAGUCUGCACAAAUUACUCGGGUGAAAAUGGAAGAUAUUGUGGACGGUCGACUGCGGCUCGGAAGGAACAAGUGGAGUGGCCCAUCUGUAAUCUAG
Penicillium waksmanii is the source of this 2031-nucleotide messenger RNA. Its product is annotated as DUF3176 domain-containing protein. The transcript has a single exon. NCBI's taxonomy places the organism in Eukaryota, Fungi, Ascomycota, Eurotiomycetes, Eurotiales, Aspergillaceae. Bases 1 to 2031 code for a protein of 676 amino acids. The record is from RefSeq and is a predicted model, not a curated record.